AUGGAUCCAAAGGAGAAGGAUAUAUUGUUUGAUUGGUUACGUACUAUAGUGGAAGAUAAAUAUCCAAACACUUUUGAAACAGUAGAGCAAUCAAUAUUUGACUCGUUAUUACUAUAUAUGAAAGAUUCUAUCCCAAACGAUGUUUUUCUUAUAACAACAGAUAAAAUACAAAAUAGUUUGAUCGAGUACAACAACGAUAUCAAUAUAUUGAAUGAAAAAUUUUUUAAAAGAGGGAAAGUACCGUUUACUAUAAGAAGGGUAUGUGAACUGGUCUACGAUCCAUUGAAAUAUGUUCAGCAAGAUCAAUUUACAAAAUUUGUUAAUGCUUUGAAGAAAUGUAUAUAUGUGGAAUCUGAUUAUGAUUUCGAAUUGAAACAAAAUUUCAAUCAUCUGGUUGAUCAAAAUCAAUUAUCUUUGUACCCUUCAUCCUUAUCCCCUAAUAUCUCCCUGGCUAAUAAAGAGAUUUCUAUGUCACAGAUACCCUUUAUGCCGAAAGAGAAUGGAGACAGUAUAUCUGAAUUAAAGAUAAAAAGAGAGUACAACGAAUUUUUAAAAGAAAUUGAUUCAGUGAUGAGUGUGAAUUACGAAUAUGAUGAAGAGGAAGAUAUCAAUGAAGAUAUGGAAAUAACAGUUGGAGAUCUAAAUGAAGAUGGUUUAGAAUUUGAUGACGAGGAGGAUGAAGAUUAUGUAGAAGAGGGGUCUGAUGAGGAAGAAAGGUCUGAUGAAGAGGUGGAAGAAGAAAAUGAGGACAAUAACGAAGGUGGGGUUGAGGAUAAGAAAGAAACUGAUAAACAGAUUAGUGAAUAA
This is a messenger RNA of Arxiozyma heterogenica, 807 nucleotides long. It is a transcript of the gene PSY4, whose product is annotated as Psy4p. Gene Ontology annotation, molecular function: protein phosphatase regulator activity. The record is from RefSeq and is a predicted model, not a curated record. The coding region runs from base 1 to 807 and encodes 268 amino acids. NCBI's taxonomy places the organism in Eukaryota, Fungi, Ascomycota, Saccharomycetes, Saccharomycetales, Saccharomycetaceae. Gene Ontology annotation, cellular component: protein phosphatase 4 complex; cytoplasm; nucleus. The transcript has a single exon.